AUGGCUGGAGGCUCCUUAUCUGGCCGCACCAGGAGUCUUGGGGCAGAGCCAAGCUGCCUUCACCAUGUGAUUGGGGAUGGCAGUGACUCAGGGGGCGACAGGCUGGAAGUGGAGAAGGAGCUGGUGUCGUCAGCUGUUGUUAAGAAAGAACAGAGGAGCCUGGGAGGAAACUCUAGUCCUGAGAGGACAGGAGGCCCGAGUUAUGAGGCCGAGCAUAUCUGGUCAGAUGUCAGGGUCAGAGAGAAGCUUCAUGUUCACCUCCCAGAUGGCCUGGACCACUGUUGCUUGCCCUUGGAACAGCUCUCCUACUUUCUGCUCCUGCCUGAGCCCCUGGCUAAUGAGUUUGUGCAGAAUCGGAAAGGUAUUAACGAGACCACGGCAUCAAGGGAGAACACUCGUCUUCCCACGCACCAUGGCGCUGCCAAAGAUGGCCCUCCGUGCCGGCUCUGUGUAUCUGUCUCUGUGUAUGACGUCUCGAGCCAGGCUCUGUUCCGUUACCAAACCCUCUCAGAGCUGCGCUGGCAGUUUGGGCAGGGACUGAGAAACAGGGCAAGCAUUCCCACAGACCCAACCCAGCCAUCGGAGCAAAGGGCCCUGGGCCAGGACGGGGAUCUGUGGCAGCGAUUUUUGAUGGAGGUGGUGAGGGCAGCCCCAGCAAUCCUCUGCCUUCGCCCAGUGCUCGGCUACCAUUUCCUUCCGUCUUUGCUCCGCUCUCUGUUUAACGGCGCGCGCCAGGCAAGACCGGGAACGGAGGCCGCAGGGCUCUCCAGGCCAGGUUCGUCCCUGGAUCCCACCCCGCGGGGGGCCGUGCAGCUCCCGGCGCUCUGGCCGCUGACCAGCGCCCGCAGUCUGAGCCGAGGUUGCCGCAGCGCCAGUAAUGUCGGGGCCCAGGCUGGAAGGACACGGCGUAGGGACGCUGGGAGCCAGCCGGCUGCCCCCGCGCCCGCCCCCUGGCCGCAAAUCCCUUGA
Messenger RNA from Lipotes vexillifer (Yangtze River dolphin), 969 nucleotides. The record is from RefSeq and is a predicted model, not a curated record. Lineage: Eukaryota; Metazoa; Chordata; Mammalia; Artiodactyla; Lipotidae.